Molecule: messenger RNA, 886 nt
Organism: Setaria italica (foxtail millet)
Lineage: Eukaryota; Viridiplantae; Streptophyta; Magnoliopsida; Poales; Poaceae
Exons: 2
Coding region: 96-668 (190 amino acids)
Biological process (GO): protein import into mitochondrial matrix; protein folding; protein stabilization
Cellular component (GO): mitochondrion
Molecular function (GO): zinc ion binding; protein-folding chaperone binding
Source: RefSeq, a predicted model, not a curated record
CAACAGCAGACAGACACAAAGCAGGCGCCACGCCUCCCCCUCCUCCGACCGCUCUCUCCGUCUUCCUCUUCUUCUAGAACCUUCCCUCCGCCGCCAUGGCCGCCGCCCGCCUGCUGCCGCUGCUCAGGCGCCGCCUCGCCGCCGUGAUCGCCGAAUCGCACGCCCCCUCUUCCCGAGGAUUUUCGUUUCCUCCAACCACAUCUGCGGGGCUAAGAUCCCUCCUGACAGUUACCGAAGCGAGCAACAAUGCAUCUGACAAGAAUUCUUUGGACCAAGAGCAAGAGGGUUCCAAAAUCGACACGCCUCCAGCUCCAGUAGCUGCACCGGAGGCCAGCUUCAGGGUCAGAGAUACCUCCAACCUGAAGAUCUCACCCAGGCAUGACCUUGCCAUGGUCUUCACAUGCAAGGUCUGCGAGACCAGGUCUAUGAAGAUGGCCAGCCGGGAUUCCUAUGAGAAUGGAGUUGUGGUUGCGCGCUGUGGUGGCUGCAACAACCUCCACCUCAUAGCAGAUAGGCUGGGCUGGUUUGGGGAGCCAGGGAGCAUUGAGGACUUCCUAGCGGCGCAAGGAGAAGAGGUCAAGAAAGGUUCGACUGAUACUCUCAACUUCUCUCUGGAGGACUUGGUUGGGUCUCAGGUCAGUUCCAAGGGGCCUUCUGAACAAAAUUAGGCUUCUUCCUAAUAUGGUAGCUUUUGGUCCAGUAAGUAGUACCUGUAGAAGCAACCUUAAGCAUUAGGGAAGUCCCACAAGUUUCUUUCAACUUCAUGUCUUUUCAUGUGUAUCUCUCAAGCCCAUCGAAUACAUGUCAUUCUGAUCUAGCUCUUUUACUGAAAACUCAUCCAGGGGCUUUAAGCCCACAUAAAUGACUAUUAUGAAUUCCUUGUGAA